AUGUCGGGCUUCAGCGCGGAGCUCAUCGACUACCUCGAAGGAAGAAUCACUUUUGAGGAGUUUGACAGACGGAGAGAUGAGCGGAAAGCUGGGGAGGACACUGCGACUUCAGCAGCGGAGGAUGAAGGCUCAGAGAAGCCUGUGCCCUCCACAUCGACUGGACUCUCCGAGAAAAUUGAGGGAGUCAGCCCUGGGGUCCAGCUGGCCUUCGCUUCUAUCCUGGCCGCUCCCAAACCGGAGCUCUCUUCUGAAGACGAGGACGAUGAUGAUGAUGAUGAGGAGGAUGAAGGUGAUGCACUCAGCUACGUGGAUGACGAGAAAGAUGAAGACUACAGCGCAGAAGCAGAAGGGCAGGAGGACGGAGCGGGAACGAACCCAGAAGCCAGUGAGGGGAGGAAGAAAGCGAGAGCUCAGGGCAAGAAACACCGGAGGAAGAGGCCGGGGGAAGAGGAGGACGACGAGGACAACCCCACCGCUGGAGACGUGUUCGCUCUGGAGAUGGAGCUGAACCGCAAGAGCAAGAAGAUGAUGAGGGAGCGACGUAACCGCAGCAAACUUCCCCGAGCGCUCCGAGGCCUGAUGGGAGAAGCUAACAUCCGCUACGCCCGCGGAGAGAAGAGCGACGCCAUCCUGAUGUGCAUGGAAAUCAUUAGACAAGCUCCCAUGGCCUUCGAGCCCUUCUCCACCCUCACCAUGAUCUACGAGGACGAGGGCGACGUAGAGAAGGCCCUGCAGUUUGGCCUCAUUGCCGCUCACCUCAACCCGUCCGACUGCGACGAGUGGAUCCGCCUGGCCGAGAUGUCGCUGGAGCAAGACAACAUCCGCCAGGCCAUCUUCUGCUACUCCAAAGCGAUCAAGUACGACCCGACCAACGUGCGCUACCUGUGGGAGCGCUGUAACCUGCACAUGCGCCUGGGCGAGCACCGGCCGUGUAUGGACGGAUACCGCAAGAUCCUGAGCCUGCUGCCCCUGGAGGAGGGCGAGCACUUCAUGCAGCUGUCCAAAGACAUGGCCAAGAGUUACUACGAGAGCAACGACCUCCCCGCGGCGCUGGGGGUCAUGGAGGAAGCCCUCACGCGACACCCAGACCUGGUCAGCGACGACAUCAUCAACAUGGCGGGCGAGCUCUACAUCGCCAACCACCAGUACCACAAAGCCGUGGAGAUUUUGGAAAAGUUCUCAGGUAUUGAGGUGGUGAGAGAGGAUUCAGAGCAGAGCAGUGCAGAGGUCGAGUCAGCGACGGGUAAAGAUCAAGAAGAAGAAGUGAUAGAAAGUGUGAAGACGGAGCAGCCACCGGAGGGAAAUCCUGAAGAAAAAUGUGGUGAGAUUAAAGAUGUGCAGGUACCGGCCAGCGUCCCGAUCGAUCUGAAGGCCAAACUCAUCGUCUGUCUCAUCCAGCUCCACGUCUUCAAGCCUUUGGAGGGCCUGGUGGCGUCUGUGACCGAGCAGAGCCCAGAGGAAAUUGGAGACUUGUACCUGGACGUGAGCGAGGCGUAUCUGGAGGUGGGGAAGCACAUACAAGCCCUGCCGCUGCUGACGUCGCUGGUCAUAUCGGAGAAGUACAACCUGGCCGUGGUCUGGCUCCGGCACGCUGAGUGCCUGAAAGCCCUGGGCCACAUGGACGCGGCCGCAGACAGCUACUCUCGGGUGGUGGAGAAGGCCCCGCAGCACCUGGAGGCCCGUCUGUCUCUGGCCACGCUCCUGCAGCAGCUGGGACGUCCCAAAGAAGCUCUCAAAGCCCUGGAGCCCAUGUACGACAGUGAGACGCUGGCCCAGGACUCGGCCGCCGCGCAGAAGGAGCUGAAGCUGCUGCUGCAUCGUUCGACUUUACUCAAAACACAAGGACAGACCGAGGGAUAUUUAGACUCUAUGAUCAGCAUGCUCUCCAUGCUGCUGAAGGUGGCCAUGCAGCGCGCUCGUGUGGCGGUCCGCUGCGUGAAGAUCUCCGGGGAGACGCACCUCCGGCUGGCGAAGGCCCAGGCUCCGGAGGCAGAGAUUGCAGACCACGAGGCGGCCUACCUGGACAACAUGGGAAAAACCAACGUGUUGUCGAAAGAGGACUGGUGGCAGUUGUUGCUGAGCUGCUUGUUCACGCUGUGUGAGGUGCGGCGCUUUGAGGAGACCGACCUCCUGGUGGAGUCGGCCAUGGAGUUCUACUCCUUCUACGACAACAAGGAGAAGAGGAGAGAGCUGGAGUUCCUGGGCCUGUCGGCCACCAUCCUGGACCACAGCCACCACAAAGCCUACAACUACAUCCGAUUGAUGUUAAUGGAAAACGUGAAUCUACCUCAGCUCUGGAAUGUGUUUAACCAGUUGACCUGUAAGUCCCUGCACCAGCGCCACCAUCGCUUCUGCCUCAGACUUCUGCUGAAGAACCCCGACAACCACGCCCUGAGCGUGCUGUGCGGACACAACGCCAUGGUGUCCGGCAGCUUCAAGCACGCCCUGGGUCAAUACGUGCAGGCUUUCCAGACCCACCCCGACACCCCCCUGUACAGCCUGUGUCUGGGCCUCACUUACUUCCACAUGGCCUGUCAGAAAUAUGUGGCCAAGAGACACGCGCUCGUCCUGCAGGGCUUCUCCUUCCUGUGGCGGUACGUGGAGCUGCGGGGCGAAUGCCAGGAGACCAUGUACAACGUGGGCCGAGCGCUGCAUCAGAUGGGCCUCACGCAUCUGGCCAUUCACUACUAUCAGAAAGCACUGAGUCUGCCGCCGGAGAAGCUAGAGGGCAUAGAUGAAGACCAGGCGGACCUACGAAGAGAAAUCUCCUUCAACCUGUCUCUGAUCUACCAGGCCGCCGGGAACAUGGAGAUGGCCCAUGAGCUCAUAAGGACUCACUGCAUCAUUUAG
Messenger RNA from Knipowitschia caucasica, 2850 nucleotides. Lineage: Eukaryota; Metazoa; Chordata; Actinopteri; Gobiiformes; Gobiidae. The record is from the annotation of a GenBank genome assembly.